AUGGAAGCUAGCACUUUUAUUGGACAUUUCGAGACAAGCUGGACAUCAUUUGGCCAAAGCUUCACUUCUGAUGAUUCAUUGGAUAAGUCGGGAAUUUCAAAGCAGAAUGUCUCGUUUUCGGCGCUCGUUGAUCGUAUGCCAAUACCUGUAACAAUUUCGAGUCUACUUGCAAACAUCAACGAUUCCAGCGAUCACUACGUCGUCGCCUUUUAUAGCUUCUCAACAGUUCAAAUCAUCGGCACCGUGCUUUCAAUGGAGGAAUCGAACGGCGCUUCGAUUUACACACUACAAGAUCCCGAGUUUCCCGCGAAACAAAUCAUCGUCCAAAAGUAUAGCAGCAAUGAAAACACAACCAACGACGACGACAUGAUCGUCGAGGGCAUUCGCAUCAGAUGCAUCGGAAAAAUUAAAGAAUUCGAAGGAAAUUUGAUUUUAAUGGCCUAUUUUGUCGACGAGAUUUCCGACGAUAAGGAUUACACAAUUUUUCGUCUUGAAGCGCGAGCAUCUCGCUUAUUUUUCGAAAAGAAUGUCAUCGAUAAAAUCAGGCGUCGAGAAACCGAUAAUCUCACCGGAAUGCUCGCGCCGCCAAAGCGUGUCGAUGAGAAAAUCAAAAUCGAACCUAUGAUUAAGCCAACUCUCACGAAGCCCCCUUUAAGCAACAAUGAGCAAAUACAGCGAAAGAUUCUCGACUAUUUCGUUAAGUUCCCGUCGCAUCAAAACAACAACGACGGCGUGUCGUUCGAAACGCUUCGACGAUACGCCGGCAGUGGGACGACGGUCAAGAAUUUCAUGGACAAUGUCAACGCGCUCAUGGAUAAUGGGAAGCUCUACAAUACGUUCGACGACUAUUUCAGCAUUUUGCCGUGA
This is a messenger RNA of Caenorhabditis bovis, 867 nucleotides long. The record is from the annotation of a GenBank genome assembly. NCBI's taxonomy places the organism in Eukaryota, Metazoa, Nematoda, Chromadorea, Rhabditida, Rhabditidae.